Messenger RNA from Abrus precatorius (Indian licorice), 2075 nucleotides. RefSeq names its product squalene monooxygenase-like. Gene Ontology annotation, molecular function: flavin adenine dinucleotide binding; squalene monooxygenase activity. NCBI's taxonomy places the organism in Eukaryota, Viridiplantae, Streptophyta, Magnoliopsida, Fabales, Fabaceae. Gene Ontology annotation, biological process: sterol biosynthetic process. The coding region runs from base 188 to 1768 and encodes 526 amino acids. The transcript has 8 exons. The record is from RefSeq and is a predicted model, not a curated record. Gene Ontology annotation, cellular component: endoplasmic reticulum; membrane.
UAAUGUGAUGCCCCCGUGAUCGUCGUAAACGAUGAGACUCGCGUUUCGCAUGUCCUAUAAAAGGCGAACCCUCUCCUUCAACUUCAUUUACAGCAACUGAACCCAUUCCAAAUUCCUCUGCUAGCGAGGCAGAGAGAGAAACUAGAGAGAGAGCCAACACCUUCUCUUUCUCCGAUUCCAUUCCAAAAUGGUGGAUCCCUACGUGUUCGGUUGGAUUCUGUGCUCCGUUCUGAGUCUAUUCGCUCUCUACAGUUUGGUUUUUGCCGGAAAGAGCACUCGCGCGUCGCCGGAAAAGAGGAUUGAAUUGUCGGAGAGCGUCACCACCGUUGCCGGAGAAUGCAGAUCGGCGAAUAGCAACGGUGAUGCUGACGUCAUCAUUGUCGGAGCUGGCGUCGCUGGCGCCGCUUUGGCUCACACUCUCGGCAAGGAUGGGCGACGAGUACAUGUCAUUGAAAGAGAUCUGAGUGAGCCUGACCGAAUUGUGGGAGAGUUGCUACAACCUGGGGGCUAUCUCAAAUUAAUUGAGCUGGGACUUGAAGAUUGUGUGGAGAAAAUUGAUGCCCAGCAAGUGUUUGGUUAUGCUCUUUUCAAGGAUGGGAAACAUACUCGUCUCUCUUACCCCCUUGAGAAGUUUCACUCAGAUGUUGCUGGCAGAAGCUUUCACAAUGGGCGCUUUAUUCAGAGGAUGCGGGAGAAGGCUGCCUCCCUUCCCAAUGUACGAUUGGAGCAAGGAACAGUAACUUCUCUAGUUGAAGAGAGAGGGACAAUUAGAGGAGUGCAAUACAAGACCAAAGAUGGUCAGGAAUUCACAGCAUAUGCUCCUCUUACCAUUGUUUGUGAUGGCUGUUUCUCAAACUUACGUCGUUCUCUUUGUAAUCCUAAGGUAGAUAUUCCCUCAUGUUUUGUUGGUUUAGUUUUAGAGAACUGUGAACUUCCAUGUGCAAAUCAUGGCCACGUCAUACUGGGAGAUCCUUCGCCAAUUCUGUUCUAUCCUAUAAGUAGUACAGAGGUUCGCUGUCUGGUUGAUGUCCCUGGUCAGAAGGUUCCUUCUAUUUCAAAUGGUGAAAUGGAAAAAUAUUUGAAGACAACGGUGGCUCCACAGGUUCCUCCCGAGAUUUAUAAUGCCUUCAUCGCUGCAGUGGACAAAGGCAGCAUAAGGACAAUGCCAAACAGAAGCAUGCCUGCAGAUCCUCUUCCUACUCCUGGAGCCCUUCUGAUGGGAGAUGCAUUCAACAUGCGGCAUCCACUAACAGGGGGUGGCAUGACUGUAGCAUUGUCUGAUAUUGUGGUGCUGAGAAAUCUUCUCAGGCCUUUGCGUGACCUGAAUGAUUCAUCCACACUAUGUAAAUACCUUGAAUCGUUUUAUACCUUGCGUAAGCCUGUGGCAUCCACUAUAAAUACGUUGGCUGGAGCACUUUACAAGGUUUUUUGUGCAUCCCCAGAUCUGGCAAGGAAGGAAAUGCGCCAAGCUUGCUUUGAUUAUCUGAGCCUUGGAGGCCUAUUCUCGGAAGGACCAGUUUCAUUACUUUCUGGAUUAAACCCUCGCCCCUUGAGCUUGGUUCUCCAUUUCUUUGCUGUUGCAAUAUAUGGUGUUGGCCGUUUAUUAUUUCCAUUUCCUUCACCUAAUCGACUGUGGAUUGGAGCCAGAUUAAUCUCUAGUGCAUCUGCAAUAAUCUUCCCCAUAAUUAAGGCGGAGGGGAUUCGUCAGAUGUUUUUCCCUGCAACUGUCCCAGCUUAUUACAGAACUCCUCCGGUUGAAGAAAAGUGAGUUUCAGUGAAUGCGUUCAGAAAAAUCAAGGUGCUCUCAAGAUGCGCUAGUUGUGUCACAUACUCCAUUUGAGGGAAGGUGAUGCUCGUAGAUCUGUAAAAACAUUUUGGCUUCGUAGUGUGUAUUCUUUGUAGUGUGUAGUACAAUGCUAGAAGUGCAUUUAUGAUCUCUAUCUUUCUCCCUAGUCCCUAUACCAGAAAUCAAGUCCAUGAUCUUAAUAACUCUCAGCAAAAUUAUGUAAAGCAUUUAAACAAGUGAGUUUGAUUUUAAUUGUCAUUGUAAAAUCAUAUAUAAGCCAAAUGCUGUU